Messenger RNA from Ruditapes philippinarum (Manila clam), 1005 nucleotides. RefSeq lists its product as uncharacterized. The record is from RefSeq and is a predicted model, not a curated record. Lineage: Eukaryota; Metazoa; Mollusca; Bivalvia; Venerida; Veneridae. The transcript is spliced from 2 exons. The coding region runs from base 1 to 1005 and encodes 334 amino acids.
AUGGGGGAAACAGCAAGAUCAAAUGGCACGUUUUUCACCGUUUUUGGCCAUGAAAGGGCAUAUGAUUGUUCUCGAAGCAGUUGCCAGAAAUUUAUUCCAAGAUGUUUCAGCGAUUUAUCAAGAAUAUGCAGCCGUAAAGAUGUAGAAGAAAUAGUAGCAGUAGUAGUAGCAACAGAAGUAGCAGCAGCAUUAGCAUUAACAGUAGAAGUAGCAGUAGAAGUAGUAGUAGCAGCAGCAGCAACAGCAGUAGAAGUAGAAGUAGCAGUUACAGUAGUAGUAGCAUUAAGCAGUAGAAGUAGCAGUAACAGUAGAAGUAACAGUAGAAGUAGCAGUAACAGUAGAAGUAGCAGUAGCGGUAACAGUAGAAGUAGCAGUAGCAAUAGAAGUAGCAGUGGCAGUAGCAGUAACAGUAGCAGUAGAAGUAGCAACUGCAGCAGCUGUUGUAACAGUAGCAGUAGAAGUAGCAGUAGCAGUAGCAUUAACAGUAGCAGUAACAGUAGAAGUAGCAGUAACAGUAGAAGUAACAGUAGAAGUAGCAGUAACAGUAGCAGUAGAAGUAGCAACUGCAGCAGCUGUUGUAACAGUAGAAGUAGCAGUAGCAGUAUCAUUAACAGUAGCAGUAACAGUAGAAGUAGCAGUAACAGUAGAAGUAGCAGUAACAGUAGCAGUAGAAGUAGCAACUGCAGCAGCUGUUGUAACAAUAGCAGUAGAAGUAGCAGUAGCAGUAACAGUAGCAGUAGCAGUUGUAACAGUGGCAGCAGUAUAAGUAGCAACAGUAGUAGCAGCAACAGUAGCAUUAACAGUAGAAGCAACAGUUUUAGUAGCAGCAACAGUAGUAGUAGUAGCAGUAGUAGUAGUAGUAGUAGUAGCAAUAACAGCAUUAUUAUAAGUAGCAGCACCGCACUUAGCAGCAGCAAUAGCAAAAGAAGAAACAGUAGCAGAAGCAGUAUUUUUAUUGUCAUUAUCAUCGAAAUUUGUUCGUCAUCAUUAUAUUCAUCAUCAUAA